This is a messenger RNA of Scaptodrosophila lebanonensis, 888 nucleotides long. RefSeq lists its product as uncharacterized. The transcript is spliced from 4 exons. NCBI's taxonomy places the organism in Eukaryota, Metazoa, Arthropoda, Insecta, Diptera, Drosophilidae. The record is from RefSeq and is a predicted model, not a curated record. The coding region runs from base 1 to 888 and encodes 295 amino acids.
AUGGAAAGCCAACACCAAAAUGCAUUGCAUACCAUCAGGCGCCAUCGCCAGCAGCUAACAGCCGCACCAACAGGAGCAACAACAACUCACUAUUUGCCUGCCUUGUUAAUUGCUGUGCUGGUCCUCUUGCAGCACAUGGAGCUCCACAUGUGCCGUCAAGUGACGCCCUCGAGUACGAGGCGUCUAAUGCCCAGAGCGGAAGCGGACCGAGCGGCCACACCACCUCAUGAAUUUGUGGGCAGCGCUGCGGCAGAGCUUGACGACAGCUCCGAUAAACGUGCCACCGUCUCUGGCCUUGGCAGUCAGCCCGAACAGAUUUUCAAUGCGCCCAGCGCUGGCGAUAUGGAUAUGAGCUACGAUGAGUAUCCGAUGAUUGUACCAAAACGCGCUGCUCUACUGCUGGACCGACUUAUGGUUGCCCUUCACCAUGCCUUGGAGAAUGAACGGGGCGCUCACAGAAUUAGCGACUACUAUACCAAUAAAAACAUACAUAAUGCAAUAUCAAAUGAAUACAACAAUGGCUUGGAAAAUCACACCAACACCAACUUUCAUCAAUAUAGUGACGAUGAUCCCAGCAUCUUGUUGGAUUAUGAUUUUAAAGAUUUAAGUCAAAUAAAUCGCGCCACCGGCGAAACAUUAAUGCCAAAGAGCUUUCAGAGAAGAGCGAAUAUGGGCAUCGGAGGCGGCGGAGCCGGUGGUGUUGGUGCCACAGAUGGUGUUGCAUUAUUAACGAAUUCGGCGUCGCUCCAAGCUGGCGCUGGCUCUGGAGGCGGUGGUGGUGGUGGUGGUGUUGGCAGUGGAAGCACCGCCGGUGGCAGGCGCCUAAAUGUUGGCUCCGGUGGUCGCAUGUAUUGGCGCUGUUAUUUCAAUGCUGUGAGCUGCUUCUGA